Molecule: messenger RNA, 1986 nt
Organism: Odocoileus virginianus texanus
Lineage: Eukaryota; Metazoa; Chordata; Mammalia; Artiodactyla; Cervidae
Source: RefSeq, a predicted model, not a curated record
GCAAAUUAUGGUCUUCCUUCAAUCUCACAGGUAAUGCAGGUGGUGAAGGAACAGGUUAUGAGAGCUCUUACAACCAAGCCUAGCUCCCUGGACCAGUUCAAGAGCAAACUGCAGAACCUGAGCUACACAGAGAUCCUGAAAAUCCGCCAGUCUGAGAGGAUGAACCAGGAAGAUUUCCAGUCUCGCCCGAUUUUGGAACUAAAGGAGAAGAUUCAGCCAGAAAUCUUGGAGCUGAUCAAACAACAACGCCUGAACCGCCUCGUAGAAGGGACCUGCUUUAGGAAACUCAACUGCCGGCGGAGGCAAGACAAGUUUUGGUAUUGUCGGCUCUCACCAAACCACAAGGUCCUGCAUUAUGGAGAUCUGGAAGAAAGUCCCCAGGGAGAAGUGCCCCAUGAUUCCUUGCAGGACAAACUGCCGGUGGCAGAUAUCAAAGCUGUGGUGACGGGAAAGGACUGCCCUCAUAUGAAAGAGAAAGGUGCCCUCAAACAAAAUAAGGAGGUUCUUGAACUUGCUUUCUCGAUCUUGUAUGACUCAAACUGCCAACUGAACUUCAUAGCUCCUGACAAGCAUGAGUACUGUAUCUGGACAGAUGGGCUGAAUGCGCUACUGGGGAAAGACAUGAUGAGUGACCUGACACGGAAUGACUUGGACACGCUGCUCAGCAUGGAAAUCAAGCUCCGCCUCCUGGACCUGGAAAACAUUCAGAUCCCUGACGCGCCUCCACCCAUCCCCAAGGAGCCCAGCAACUAUGACUUCGUCUAUGACUGUAAUUGAAGCACCCUGGGCCCAGAUGCACCCCCCUCCAAAACUGGAAGAUUUAGCUAAUAGGAGAGAAGAAUGAAAAGGCGCCCACACUGUGGAAUCCACUGUGGUCAAGGGACGCUGUGGGUCCACACUUCCUUUGGCCUUGCCUCCUCUAACUCUGGCAUUUUUCUGCCUCUCCCUGGCAUCCUGCUCAUCACCCUGAUUCUGUUUCUAGACUCCAUUGCUUUAGGUCACCUCCCGUCGCUGCAGUCGAAGGUGGGAGAAAAGCAAAAUCCACCGCCAGUGAGAGAGCCAAAGGGCCCUUCCAUCUUCAUUCCAGCAGGCAAGUCCUCCCCUCCUAAAGGCUGCAAGUCAGUGGCCCAGACCUCCUCCCAAUCUGCAGCCAGACACAGGGGUGUGCCCCAAGCUCUGAGUCUGGAAGAACCGGAAACGGUCUAGCCACUUGAGAAGACAAACACCACCCCUUGUUCCCGUUCUCUCUAGGGUCUGCUCACACCACCAGUUCCAUGUGAAUUGAAAUCUGCUUCUAAAUGCCCUCCUUUUCCCAUCCUGGCCUCUGCCUGCCUGGUUCCUCUCUGGUUCCAAGAGCAGCAGCGGUUGCCUCAUCCUAGUUCUCACAAGCGUUGGGUCACCAGACACAAUCUGAGGGUCCCGUGGCCACAUCACGUCUGCCCUGUGGCUGUGACCACCCUUCCUGUCUCUCAGCUAGUCUUGGGUUUCUUCUCCCUGCUCCAGCCCUGACCUGCCUUCCUCAUUGCCACACACUCCUCCAGCCCCUUAGCUGAAAGCACAAUGCUGAACUCAGUUGUCCUGCUUCAUCUCUAAUGUACUAAAUCUAAAAGCCUCGAUGACAGGCAGUUGCUAUCUAAGGGUCUGGGGGGGUUCUGCUGCAACACAGGUUCCACAAGAUGGUCAAGCUGUCAGACAUCCAAGUUUACAUCGUUGUAGUUAUUACAGGUAUUGACAAUUUGCAAAGGGUUUGGGUUGUUGGUUUUGGGGGUUGGUUUUUUUUUUUUUUUUUUUGCUUUGUUUUUGUAUAAAAGAGUCUAACAUUUUUUGCCAAACAGAUAUAUAUUUAAUGAAAAGAAGAGAUACAUAAAUGUGUGUACUUUCCAGGUUUUUUUUUUUGUUGUUUAAUUAUUUGAGUCCUAAACAUCUUCCUGAGAAUAACAUUCCCCUAAACAUGCUGUGGAAUAAAAUUAAUUGUGAUGAGUUGGA